AUGAAUAGGCCAUGCACAACACAGUACGAUGACUCCGAUAAGGUUCUUAGCAGCGCCAUCUCUCGGGAAUCAGUCCUCUCUUCCAUGUUGGGGACUCUGACCGUCAUCGAGGGGCUGGGACCAACGACAACCACUGCAACUGGGCCCGCCCCCACGAGCGGCGGCAACCCUGAGCGCAUCACCCUUUAUUACUACCACACUAACGUAGAUGGGGAAGCUCAAUGGGAGAUCUAUGAGGGUGCAGGUAGUGGUAGAGGAUGUCCUGAGACACAAACUACCGACUUUGUGAAGAAAGACGGGUCCUUUGCCGGGAUUCACAAUGGAGACAGCGGCUUCAAAGCCUAUGGGAAAUCGUGUAGAUACGAAGGAACGAAUCUGCCUACGGGUGAGCAUGGAGUAAAGGCUGGCAAAUUUGUGUGUGAUGGAUAUCGGGAUGCUACUUGGUAUACUGGCAACGGCGAUGAGGGAACAUGCCAAUAUGGUUACACAGGAGUGUUCUCAGUCAUGUAUUGCGAAUGGUAG
This is a messenger RNA of Penicillium samsonianum, 522 nucleotides long. RefSeq lists its product as uncharacterized. The transcript has a single exon. The record is from RefSeq and is a predicted model, not a curated record. Lineage: Eukaryota; Fungi; Ascomycota; Eurotiomycetes; Eurotiales; Aspergillaceae. Bases 1 to 522 code for a protein of 173 amino acids.